This is a messenger RNA of Harmonia axyridis, 3173 nucleotides long. Its product is annotated as programmed cell death protein 2-like. Gene Ontology annotation, cellular component: cytoplasm; nucleus. The record is from RefSeq and is a predicted model, not a curated record. Bases 567 to 1598 code for a protein of 343 amino acids. Lineage: Eukaryota; Metazoa; Arthropoda; Insecta; Coleoptera; Coccinellidae. The transcript is spliced from 2 exons.
AAUUUUGAAAGAAAAUCUUGUUUUAUUUUCGAAUCUGAACACAUCUGUACUGUAUAUCCUAUUCAUGAAGUAAAAUUUAACUAUAAAAGACAUUAGAAUAAAGUGUAUUCUGAAUAAUGUUAAAAUCUAAUGCAGCGCCAUCUGUGAAAUUUUAUCAGAAAAUAUGUAGAUUUUUAGUAGAUUUCUGAACGGUGUUGGUAGAUUUUUAGUAGAUUUCUGCGGCAAGUUUAGUAGAUUCACUAUAUUUCAACCUGGUCACGCUGGUUCUCAUGUACACUUUAGUGGUAAAAUUUUUCAAUGCAAGUCUCUACGAUGAGUGGAUCCUGAGAUAUAGCCGCUUACCUCGCUUAUUUGCCCAUCCUGUACGUACAAGUACAAGACCAUCAAGUCAUAAAAACUAACAAUUACAUUAUUUAAAUAUAUUGACUUCUAUGGUUGACAUUGAUGAAAACACGUGUUCUGUCCCAGACUAACAUUCUGGUUUCCAGUGUACCUCGUGUGUUUUGACAUUUGUAGUCAAGUAAGUUGAGUUAGAAUUGAAUUGAGAGUUUAUUAGCAUUUUAAAAAUGGAGUCAAAUAGUGAAUUAUACUCGAAAGUUGAUCUUGGUUAUUCCGAACCCUGUGAAAGCUGGAAGUUGUCCAGCAAGUUUUUUCCUAGUAAAAUUGGAGGAAAACCUGCUUGGCUGGAUUUAGAUGGUGUUCCUUCAGGAGAAGAUUUAUCCUGUACAAAAUGUGGAGAUCCUAUGACAUUUCUUUGCCAAAUAUAUGCGCCUUAUGAAGAAGACGAUCAUAAUUUCCACAGAACUCUUUUUAUUUUUGUAUGUCGAAAACCGGAGUGCCAUGAGAGGAACAAAUCUCAAAGUUUUCGAUUAAUAAGGUCGAAUUUGAAAAGGAAAAACAAAUUUUAUUCCUAUGAAGCUCCUGAAGAAGUUGAGGGUGAACACUCAUUGAAGACCUGGUUGAGCCUUUGUGAAGUUUGCGGCUGUGUUGGCACUAAAAAGUGUAGCAAGUGCCAUUUGGUUAAUUAUUGCAGUCGACAGCAUCAAAUCAUCGACUGGAAAGAAAACCACAAGAGUCUUUGUGGACAAGGCUCAAUCAGAUCUAAAAAAUAUUCGGCAAUUCUGUUUCCGGAAUCCAAAAUUAAUAUAGAUUUUGAGAUAUUGGAUUCUGAAGAAACAAAUGAAGAAGAAGAGAAGCAAAAAUAUAUUGAUCUCGUUAAUGCAGGCAAAUCUGGAGAAGAUGUUGAUGAAGAGGAACUCGCCCAGUAUAUAACUGAGGAUCCAGACAAAACCUUCACGAAAUUCCGAGAAGAAAUUGAUGGAUAUCCUGACCAAAUUUUACGAUAUGAAAGAGGUGGUGAGCCACUUUAUAUAUCUAAUGAAGAGGUACCAAAGGACAUUCCCAAUUGUGAGCAUUGCGGAGGCCCCAGGCAAUUUGAGUUCCAGAUUAUGCCUCAGAUGAUUAGUAUAAUCAAUGAGGCAAAUUUGGACUGGGGUAUUCUUCUAUGCUUCACAUGUAUAGCCAGUUGCGAUGGUGGGAGGUCAUAUAAAAAUGAAUAUAUAUAUAAACAAGAUGUUUCUUUAGUUGAUUUGAAAUGAUAACUAUAUAAAUAUAUUUAUAUAAUUAUCAUUUCAUAUGAACAGAAGAUACAUCUUGUUUUAAUAUAAAUUCUAAUGUUCCGUCCAAGAUUUCCCAUCUCUUGAUCAUUUGCAAAUCUGGAACAAUAGGAGAUGUUGAUGAAGGGGAACUCGCCCAGUAUAUAACUGAGGAUCCAGACAAAACCUUCACGAAAUUCCGAGAAGAAAUUGAUGGAUAUCCUGACCAAAUUUUACGAUAUGAAAGAGGUGGUAAGCCACUUUAUAUAUCUAAUGAAGAGGUACCAAAGGACAUUCCCAAUUAUGAGCAUUGGGGUGGCCCAGGCAAUUUGAGUUCCAGAAAUCAAUGAGUCAGUUUUGGGCAAGGGUAUUCUUCAAUGCUUCACAGGUAUAGCCAGUUGCGAUGGUGGGAGGCCAUAUAAAAAUUAAUAUAUAUAUAUAUAUAAACAAGAUGUUUCUUUAGUUGUAGUCUGUUCAAAUUGUGGACAUCCUAUGAAAAAGACAAUCACAAUUUCCACAGAACUCUUUUUAUUUUUGUAUGUCGAAAAUCGGAGUGCCAUGAGAGGAACAAAUCUCAAGGUUUUCGAUUAAUAAGGUCGAAUUUGAAAAGAAAAAACAAAUUUUAUUCCUAUGAAGCUCCUGAAGAAGUUGAAGGCGAACACUCAUUGAAGACCUGGUUGAGCCUUUGUGAAGUUUGCGGCUGUGUUGCCACUAAAAAGUGUAGCAAAGAAAACCACAAGCUUUGUGGACAAGGCUCAAUCAUGUCUAAUAAAACUUAUAUAGAGAAACAAAAGUACCUGUAUCUAGUAAAAGCAGGCAUAUCUGGAACAAUGGGAGAGGACAGAUGAAGAUUCAGAUAAUACAUUCACCAAAUUCUGUGAAAAAAUUAACGGCUAUCCUGAACAAAUUUUACGGUAUGAAAGAGGUGGUGUGCCACACUCUACAUUUCUGAUGAAGAGAUACCUAAGGACAUGGCAUGAGCAUUGCAGUGGCCCUGGGGUGUUCUUUUAUGCUCUACAUGCAUAGAAAGAUGAGGUGAUUGAGCGGACUAUAAAAAUGAAUUUGUAUUAAAACAAAAUAUUUCUUUAGUUGAUCCAAAAUGAUAAUUAUACAUAUAUAUAUUAUAAAAAAUUUUAAAUCUUAAUGUACAAAUUUAGUCGAUUCUCUCUUAUUAAGUCAUAGCUCUUGCUCCAUUCCAUAUUUGUUUCAGUUAGAAUAUUACAUGCAUGUUCUAAUCUUCCUCGUUUUAUCCUCUUCUAUAUUUUGGCUUCCUAUAUUUGCUUAUCAGGUGUUUCGAUGUUUUGUAAUUUCAAGAUUCAAGACGGAAUUUUGUUGAUUCAUUAACAUUUGGUUAAAAGAACUUGUUAAUUCAUAAUUUUUUUUAAUGCUUUCAUUCUCAGUAGAUAUAAUAAACCAAUUAAAACAACAGUUGUAUAUAUAAUGUAUAUAAUCUGAAAUCUUGAAGUAUAAUUUUGGCGUUUGAUCUUGUUUUAUUCAUAAUUAUUCUUUAAAAAAUUAUGUAAAUAUGUAUAUAUAUUUUGAUGAACUGGUUGAAAUAAAUGCAAUAUUUUAUUUUAA